Molecule: messenger RNA, 3551 nt
Organism: Castor canadensis (American beaver)
Lineage: Eukaryota; Metazoa; Chordata; Mammalia; Rodentia; Castoridae
Gene: Pigq
Product: phosphatidylinositol glycan anchor biosynthesis class Q
Biological process (GO): GPI anchor biosynthetic process
Cellular component (GO): endoplasmic reticulum; membrane
Source: RefSeq, a predicted model, not a curated record
AAUGGGGCUGGUGUCCCGCGGCGCGGCCGCGGCGGGCCUGGGGGCCCCGAGCGCUGUUGUUCGCCCGGGCCCGCCCGACGUGGUCCCCAACCCCAUCCCCUCCCCUCCGCUCGGGGGCGCGGGCCGGGGGAGUAGCCGGGUUCCCGGCAUGGUGCUCAAGGCCUUCUUCCCCACAUGCUGUGCUUCGGCAGACAGUGGCCUGCUGGUAGGACGGUGGGUCCCGGAGCAAAGCAUUGCUGUGGUCCUGGCUGUGGUACACUUUCCCUUCAUUCCCAUCCAGGUCAAGCAGCUCCUGGCCCAGGUACAGCAGGUUAGCCGGGUUGGUGUGACUGUGCUUGGCACCUGGUGUCACCGCCAGCAGGAGCCUGAGGAGGAUUUGGGCCACUUCCUGGAGGGCCUGGGUGCCAUCUUCUCCCAUGAGCCCUGGUUGCAACUAUGCCGAGAGAAGGGCAGCAAGUUCUGGAGCUGCAAGGCCACCCGCCGGCAGGUGCCUGCCAUCUCUGGUUCCCCCAGUGAGGACCAGGUCAUGCUCAUCUUCUAUGACCAGCGCAAGGUGCUGCUGUCUUGGCUGCACCCACCUGCAGUCCUGCCUGACCGCCAGGCUGGAGAUGCCACGGCCAGUGCUGGGGGCCUGGCUGCUGUCUUUGGCACAGUGGCGCGUAGCGAGGUGCUUUUCUGCAGUGACCAGUUUGAUGAGGGCCCCGUGCGGCUGAGCCACUGGCAGUCAGAGGGAGUGGAGACCAGCAUCCUUGUGGAGCUGGCAAAGCGAGCCUCGGGGCCUGUCUGCCUGCUCCUGGCUUCUCUGCUGUCCCUGGUCUCGGCUGCCCGCAUCUGCAGGCUGUGGAAGCUGUGGCCCCUGCCCUUCAUUGGGAGCAAGCUCUCCACCUUUGAGCAGCUCCGACACCGGCUGGAGCACCUCACGCUUGUCUUCAGUACCCAGAAGGCCCAGAACCCCACCCAGCUGAUGAGGAAGGCCAACAUUCUGGUCUCUGUGCUCCUGGACGUGGCCCUCGGCCUUCUGCUGCUCUCUUGGCUACACAGCAAUAAUCGAAUUGGAAAGCUGGCUGAUGCCCUCAUCCCCGUGGCUGAUCAUGUGGCUGAGGAGCUCCAGCAUCUGCUGCAGUGGCUGAUGGGUGCUCCUGCUGGACUCAAGAUGAACCGGGCAUUGGACCAGGUGCUGGGCCGCUUCUUUUUGUACCAUAUACACCUAUGGAUCAGCUACAUCCACCUCAUGUCCCCCUUCAUUGAGCGCAUCCUGUGGCAUGUGGGCCUCUCAGCCUGCCUGGGACUGACAGUCGCCCUGUCCAUCCUGUCGGAUAUCAUCGCCCUUCUCACCUUCCAUAUCUACUGCUUCUACGUCUACGGUGCCAGGUUAUACUGCCUAAAGAUCUAUGGCUUAUCCUCUCUCUGGCGUCUGUUCCGGGGGAAGAAGUGGAAUGUUCUGCGCCAGCGGGUGGACUCCUGCUCCUAUGACCUUGACCAGCUGUUCAUUGGGACCUUGCUCUUCACAAUCCUGGUCUUCUUACUACCUACCACAGCCCUGUACUACCUGGUAUUCACCCUGCUCCGGCUCCUGGUAGUCACCGUGCAGGGCCUGAUCCAUCUGCUUGUGGACCUCAUCAACUCCCUACCGCUAUACUCACUUGGUCUUCGACUCUGCCGGCCCUACAGGCUGGCAUCUGGUGUAAAGUUUCGAGUCCUGGAGCAUGAGGCAGGCAGGCCCCUCCGCCUCCUGAUGCAGAUAAAUCCCCUGCCCUACAGCCGUGUGGUGCAUACCUAUCGCCUGCCCAGCUGCGGCUGUCACCCUAAGCAUUCUUGGGGCUCCCUGUGCCGCAAGCUAUUCUUUGGAGAGCUUAUCUAUCCUUGGAGGCAGAGAGGGGACAAGCAGGAUUGAGGCCCAGCUGCAGCCUACACAGCACCACUGCACAGUCAUCACCCCUCUCUUCCAGGGUGGCAUUGACCUUGGGGACAGCACACAUCCCAUGUAAGGGCCAACCAGGCACUCCACAUGCUCUGGAGUAUGAGUGGACCUUACUCUUAAGUUCCCACCCUGGCUUUUGGGGCCUCUGCAGGCCUUGCCAGUUGCCAGCCUGCACUGACCUUCUAGUACCAUCUACCUUGGGACCUAUUUCCUGGUCUGUUGUGGUCUUGGCCUGAUGUCCAGCAGCCCCUAGACCUGUUGAGAAGUACCCAGACCCUGUGGAGUGUGCUGGCAGGUCUCCCUGGCUGCUCCCAGGGUCCCACCCUGUCACCCUAUUAGGUGGGGUUGAGGUACCUCUCCCAGGAUGCACUCCUGAGUUCCUGAGGCUUUCCAACUGCUCCAGUGGAACACGCCCUCCCCCCCAAUAUGGGGAUUGAAGCACCUGCUGACUCCCAGCCCAAUGGGUCAGCCCCUCAUACCCUGAACCUUGCUGGGUUUGUUUGUUGAUGUUUCCUGGAGAUUGCUUUGCGAAGAGCUGCUAGAAGGCCAUUGGUUGUUCCUUUGAUUGAAGCUAGGCCAUGGGGGGUGGCCCAAAUUGCCUUUUUGAAAAAUUGGGUGCCCACCCAACUGGCUCCCUUGAUCCUGCCAAGUGUCCCUGUGAUGACAGGUCUUUUAGAAAAAUCUUCCAUCUCCUCUCUGGCUUCUUGCAGAUGGAGGCAGCUCCUUCCUAGGGCAGGCACUUCUGCAGCCCACAGUGUUGGUGGCCCUGGGGAGGCAGUUGGGAGGGGGGAUGCCUGAGGGCGCUGGAUGAUGUGAAAAUGUCUGGUAUGGGCAGGAGGGAGCAGUGAUUCCUGCCUGUCUCUUGAGGGCACUUAGGACUGUCCACCUCCCAUACUCCUUUGCUGCAGGCUAUAGCAACUCUUAAGCACCUAGUGAAAAGUGAAGGUAGGGAUGGGUCCUGAACUUGACUUUUACUGUGGUGAAAAUAAAACCUGUGCGCUUGGAGCACUAACUGGGCCUUUCCCAUAGCAUGUGUGUGUAGGUCGGGGAGACAGGGAAUGUGGGCUGGGUGGAUGCAGACACUUCCCAGAGGACUUGGGUUUGCUGUGAGGUGAAUACCAUGACUAUUUCCUAUUUGAGGCCUGUAGCAGAUCUGGUGGGUACACAGGCCCUGCGCCCGUGAUAUCCUUGCACAGGUGGAUGGACCUGGGCACAGGGCCUCUGGUCACAGCCUCAUGCAGCAUAAAGGGCUGGCUCCUAGGGCAGAGGGUUGGCCACUGCUGGCUUUGAUGAAUAGGUGGUCUUCAUGCAGGGUGGGCCAGUCUUUGUACUGAAAUGAAACCAUUCUGUAGCAUCUAGGAGCCCAGGGCCUCCUGCCUACUGUCCAGGUUAUAGAGAUGGAUUUGUAGCCCAGAGAGUCCCAUCAGCAGCUCUCUGGCCUGGGCUUCCAUCAAGGGUCCCUCUGGAGAGGCUAAGGUACCCCUCACAAGACUGUCUACCCAGAGCCUGCCAAGAGUGGCCUCCAGAUAGGGUGCCAGUGGCUCAUGCCUGUAAUCCUAGCUACUUGGGAGGUUGAGAGUGGGAGAAUUGCAGUUCAAGCCCUGAAGAAUAGUCUGUGAGACCCCCAUCU